GGAAAGCGCGGGCGACGCUUUCCGCUUCCGGUCCGUGCCCUUGCCCGUCCGUGUCCUGGCGGGGAUGUUGGCGGCGGCGGCGGCUCGGUGGCUGACGCGGGCUGCGCUGCGAGCGGGCGCAGGCCCGGCGGCGGCGGCGCAGGCCCGGCUGGCGGGGAGCUCCGCCGCGGAGACUCGCCCUACUGUCAGACCAAAAAAUGAAGUAGAACAGAAGCAGCUCUGUGCUUUUGGAGAGUAUGUGGCUGACAUUCUGCCCAAGUAUAUCCAGCAAGUACAGGUGACCUGUUUCAAUGAGCUGGAACUUUUGAUCCAUCCAGAUGGGAUCAUUCCGGUUCUGACCUUCCUUCGAGAUCACACUAAUGCUCAGUUCAAAUCCUUGGCUGACUUGACUGCUGUUGAUGUCCCAUCUCGGCAGUACCGCUUUGAGAUUGUGUACAAUCUCCUGUCUCUGCGGUUCAACAGUCGGAUCCGUGUGAAGACAUACACUGAUGAGCUGACACCUGUUGACUCAGCAGUGUCUGUGCACAAGGCAGCAAACUGGUAUGAAAGAGAGGUUUGGGACAUGUAUGGUGUCUUCUUUGCCAACCACCCUGAUCUAAGGCGAAUCCUCACAGACUAUGGGUUUGAGGGCCAUCCUUUCCGGAAGGACUUUCCACUCUCUGGUUACGUGGAGGUGCGGUAUGAUGAUGAAGUGAAACGGGUAGUGGCAGAGCCUGUGGAGCUAUCUCAGGAAUUUCGCAAGUUUGAUCUGAAUAGUCCUUGGGAGGCAUUUCCUGCCUAUCGUGCAGCUCCAGAACCCCUGAAAAUAGAAGCCGGAGCCAAGAAAGAAGAUGCAAAAUAGCAGCAGAAUGGAGCAGAUGCACGGCACCAUCCUUUCUGUUCUAACAUAGUAUUUAUAAUAAUAAAAAUUGAUAGGAGAUUCUUGCCUGUUGUGGUCACAUGAAUAAUGUUGUUUUCAAACUAGAUGAAAAGCGCAGGGUGAGGGAUGCUAUUUGACAAUCCUGAUAAUACCACUGGUAAAUGUUUAUCUGCUGCUUUGAAUUAUAAGACACUGGAUUUGUCUUUUUGGUUUGCAAAUUGAAUGGAGUCUAGGCAUUCCCUGUGGCUAAGAUGCUUUAUAUACACUGCUUCUGCUAGCUGUCCCUGCAGGCAUACAUCAUAACCUGAGCACUCACUCGGAGACUGUACUGAAGCAGCUGUGUAGCUUAAGCAAUGGGACAGCAGUAUCUCAGCUCCACGAUGAAUGUUGGGAAGACCAUAAUAAUAUAGCUAACAGGCAAAGCUUUUGUAAAUGGUUCUAAUACAGUUGUUAUUAGGACAACACAAGAUGUACCUGGAUCCAGACCAAAACAAUUGUGGAAAUCUCUGCAUUGUUUUCUUGGGAAUUAGGUCAGCGCCUGUUCUCCUGGCAGAAGGAGUUGCAGGUAACCUCUCAUGUGCUACUCCCUCAUGAUGGCUUUUUCUUCACAAUCAAGCAGUCUUUACUUUCUCCAGCAUCUUCAGAUUGUGCUUUUUCCUGCAGUCAAAAAUAUCUCCCUUCCCUUGUUCCAUAGACAAGAGUCUAUGCCUUUUUGUCACUAUUCCCAUUAUUUUGAGCUGUAUGAUAUAAUAGCAUUACCACUAUCUUUGCUCUUGUGGAAAAUAUCAGCUCUCUCCAAAAAAGCUGGAAAAACACUGUAGUUUCAGUCCACCCACCACCUGUUUGAAUGGGAUUACAUUACAGCAGUCAUCAAUUAAUGUCCCUUGUCCUUAGUCCAGAAAAUGCAUCAGAAAGCUGGCUGGCCUCAUUAAGAUCUGAAAAGUAUUGUGUAAGAGAUUUCAUAAAAUAAUUCACAAGCUGUUUGUAGAGAUUCCCUGAAUCACUGCUUAAGCUUUUAAAUUGUAAAAGCACUAAUUAAAAAAGGCAUUUGGGGACGUUACAGCAUGGGGUGGAGGAAGGGAUGGGACAAUAAUCAAUUAAGAAAAAAAAGGGACAAGUACUCGUGGCUAGAAUGUGAUCUGUUUUCAAGAAUAAAGAGCUGAACUGUA
This is a messenger RNA of Harpia harpyja (harpy eagle), 2028 nucleotides long. RefSeq names its product NADH:ubiquinone oxidoreductase core subunit S3 (gene NDUFS3). The coding region runs from base 65 to 841 and encodes 258 amino acids. The record is from RefSeq and is a predicted model, not a curated record. NCBI's taxonomy places the organism in Eukaryota, Metazoa, Chordata, Aves, Accipitriformes, Accipitridae. Gene Ontology annotation, molecular function: NADH dehydrogenase (ubiquinone) activity. The transcript has 7 exons.